Pelobates fuscus (common spadefoot toad) is the source of this 891-nucleotide messenger RNA. RefSeq lists its product as uncharacterized. The transcript has 2 exons. The record is from RefSeq and is a predicted model, not a curated record. Bases 1 to 891 code for a protein of 296 amino acids. NCBI's taxonomy places the organism in Eukaryota, Metazoa, Chordata, Amphibia, Anura, Pelobatidae.
AUGGACUACACCAGAGUGAAGGAGAAAGAACCCACCCCCCGACCCAAAACCAUCCUGUCAGAACCCACACCCCCUGACCCAACACCAUCCUGUCAGAACCCACCCCCCGACCCAAAACCAUCCUGUCAGAACCCACACCCCCUGACCCAACACCAUCCUGUCAGAACCGACACCCCGACCCAAAACCAUCCCGUCAGAACCCGCACCCCAACCCAACCCAACACCAUCCUGUCAGAACCCACACCCCGACCCAACACCAUCCUGUCAGAACCCACCCCCCGACCCAAAACCAUCCCGUCAGAGCCCACACCCCGACCCAAAACCAUCCCGUCAGAACCCACACCCCCUGACCCAACACCAUCCCGUCAGAGCCCGCACCCCGACCCAACGCCAUCCCGUCAGAGCCCGCACCCCGACCCAACACCAUCCCGUCAGAGCCCGCACCCCGACCCAACACCAUCCCGUCAGAACCCGCACCCCGACCCAACGCCAUCCCGUCAGAACCCGCACCCCGACCCAACGCCAUCCCGUCAGAACCCGCACCCCGACCCAACGCCAUCCCGUCAGAACCCGCACCCCGACCCAACACCAUCCCGUCAGAACCGCCACCCCGACCAAACACCAUCCCGUCAGAACCCGCACCCCGACCCAACACCAUCCCGUCAGAACCCGCACCCCGACCCAACACCAUCCCGUCAGAACCCGCACCCCGACCCAACACCAUCCCGUCAGAACCCGCACCCCGACCCAACACCAUCCCGUCAGAACCCGCACCCCGACCCAACACUACCCCGCCAGAACCCGCACCCCGACACAACACCAUCCCGUCAGAACCUGCACCCCGACCCAACACCAUCCCGUCAGAACCCGCACCCCGACCCAACACCAUAA